CUAAAUAUUAACGCGCGAAAGUUUACAAACUGAAAGAUGGAAGUAACAAAACAAAGGAGACUGAAGGCAUCCAAGCUUAGUGGUGAUCGAGAUAAGAGUCGUUUCACACAUAAUCUGCUGUUUUACACGCUGCCUCCGAAAGAUGUGAUUUCUUUGCAGGAAUUUGAGGACUAUGCCGUGGAAAGACUAAAACUGCUGAAAGCUAUAGAAAAUGCAGGAGCGAAGCACCUCAAAGGAUCAGAUGAAUACAAUAAUUCAGUGAGGGAUGAACUUAAAAAGUUCAUCAAUCACAGCAGCAAACCAAAGAAUGGAAGCAUCUAUGACAUGAGUGAUAAGGAGUAUGAUGAUAUAAGAAAGGACCUCAUCUCCCACUUUGUGCUCAGGCUGGCUUACUGCAAGUCAGAUGAAUUGCGCAGGUGGUAUAUUCAGCAAGAGACGGACCUGUUUAGAUACAGGUUCUCAGUGGAAAGUAAAGAGAGCAUUCAGAUGUUUUUAAAGGAAAACAAGCUGAAUUAUUCUCCAAUUCCAUUUGAGGAAAAGCAGGGCAUACUUAAAAAGCUUGCAGAUUCACACAAAGAUAUGACCAUCUCUUUAGCAGAGGCCACAGACUUUUAUAGGGUGCCGUUCACAGAAGCCCUAGACCUGGUCAAAGCAAGGAAGGUCUAUGUCCACAGGGGAUAUGUGUAUGUCCCCUACAAUGAGCUAGUUUCUAUAAUUCUCGGUGUUUUCAGAACACAUUUGUCCCAUGCUUUAGCAGUAAUAUGUAGGGCACUACCUCACAUGGAGGAACAAGACAGGUUGCUGCCUAUGUUGAGUGGCCUCAGUAAGAGAUACCUGGGACAAGACUACUCCAACAGGAAACCUACAGGAGGACAGGUUACAGCAGCCAUGAUUGAUAUGCUCUCCAAGAAGUCCUUCCCUCUGUGUAUGUUACAACUUCAUGAUGGUCUGCGUCGAGAUCACCAUUUACGCCAUUGGGGGCGUAUGCAGUAUGGCCUGUUCCUAAAGGCUAUAGGUCUCUCACUGGAGGAGGCCCUCAAGUUCUGGAAGGAUGAGUUUACUAAGGGACCCAUUGAUCCUGAUAAGUUUGAUAAACAAUAUGCUUACAACAUUCGCCACAACUAUGGUAAAGAGGGCAAGCGGGCAGACUACACUCCAUAUAGCUGUCUGAAGAUUAUCACCUCUAAUGCCCCAGGUCCUGGGGAUGGACAUGGUUGCCCCUUCCGUCACAGUGAUUCAGAUAUGCUACGGCAAAAACUUUCCAAUUUGAAAAUUGGCAAAGAGAAUUCAGAAGCAGUGAUUAGCAAGGUGAAAGAAGGACAUUACCAGAUUGCUUGUAAAAUGGUUUUUAACUUCACACAUGGAAUACAAGAAGAGGAGGCAAGUUUUGCACUCCAGCACCCCAACCAGUACUUUGAGGAAAGUCAAAGGUUAAUUAAUGGAGGAAAGGAGGAUGGAAAGUCAUCUCAGGGUAGCUUUACCCCUGUGACUCCUCACAGCACCCCCAGGACUUCUCAGAAUUCUCAGAAAUCCAGUCAACCAAUACCCAUGAAGAUGGAAGAUGUGAAUGACGAGGACAUUUUGCAAGCACUGGAGAAUGCACAAAACUGAAUUUUCAGCCUUUUAAAAACAAUGCCAGCUACAUUGGUUUUUCAGCAAGCGCACCAUCUUGAAUAAAAACAGAAGUACUAGACUGACAUCAUACUUAGAUUAAUCUAAACUGUGCUUUUUUAAUGCAUAUGUAAAAAUGAAACCCAGGAAAUUUUCCAUAAAAUUCUGUUUAGUGUGAAAUUGAUAAAACAUCGAUUUUAGGAAAGCUUUAUUGCUCAUAUUUGUUACCAAAUUGUAUCUAUUGCUUGAUUGCAAGAAGAACAUGAUUUUAAAAGGAGCCACGUUGUAAACUGGCAAUUACACUACAGAUUUGUAGGUUUGUUUUUUGUUGUACAUUUGAUAUAUUUCAGUGUCUAGGACAGACCAAUAAUUUAUAUUUAUUAAGAAUAACAAGGAUCAUCUUUAAUAGAAGUAUUCUUAUUAUGAUGAUUAUAUAUAAAAUCAAGAAAUAAAUAUUCAUGCUCAAUGGAGACUAGAUUGCUUUCUUCAUAGCAUUAUGUAACCCCAAUUCAGCUGCAAUAUAAUAUGGAUAGUG
Molecule: messenger RNA, 2146 nt
Organism: Lingula anatina
Lineage: Eukaryota; Metazoa; Brachiopoda; Lingulata; Lingulida; Lingulidae
Product: DNA primase large subunit
Biological process (GO): DNA replication initiation; DNA replication, synthesis of primer
Cellular component (GO): alpha DNA polymerase:primase complex
Source: RefSeq, a predicted model, not a curated record